AAUCUUCCCAUGUCUAUUGUUUGAGUUACGUGUGUGUGUGUGUGUGUGUGUGUGUGAGAGAGAGAGAGAGAGAGAGAGAGAGAGAGAGACUCGCGCUCCGUGUCUCGCGCUCUAAUAUGAGCGCUGAAACUGGUCCUCGCGCCUCGGUGUAGUGACGCGGUGGUGGUUGGGGGUAAAUUGAGAGGCACUGCGGUGUUUUAAAUUACACACUAUCGCAUUUUUGUCACUCUGUUCCGGUUUCUCUGUUUAAUGCCUUCUUCCAGUCUGAUCUGACUCCACUUAAGCAGCCGCUGAGACUAAGGCUACCUGGGAAAGCAGGAGAGACAGACCGGAGACAGAGAGAGUUGGGCUGAAGAGCAGAGAGACAGCAGGGCGAGUGGAAUACUGCACAACUUCAUCAUGAAUGGAUUAAGCGCAACGUGUUGAGUCCAUCCUUUGGCGGUUCCUAAUUGAUUCCAGAUGGGUGUGGGAAUGUCGUGGCUGCUGUGGGUGUGGAUCAGUGUGACCAUCAUGUUGGUGUGCGAUGCCACCUUCUACAAGACCAUACACCAGCACCUGGCACCACCUGGGACCAACAUCCAGAUCCUCGAAGGAGGGACAUGCGAGGUGAUUGCUGCCCACAGAUGCUGUAACAAAAACAAGAUCGAGGAGCGAUCGCAGACAGUCAAGUGUUCCUGUUUACCGGGGAAAGUAGCAGGAACCACAAGGAAUAAGCCCUCCUGUGUGGACGCCUCUAUAGUGGUGGGGAAAUGGUGGUGUGAGAUGGAACCGUGUCUGGAGGGAGAAGAGUGCAAGACUUUGCCAGACAACUCGGGCUGGAUGUGCUACUCUGGGAACAAGAUCAAAACCACCAGGAACACUCAUCCCUAUACAUCAUUGUAGCAGCAGGAGCAGUUCAGUGCAAAACAAAGGAAUACAACAGGACAGGACAAAUAAUCUACUCCAGUGGAAGGAAGCUGGUGAACUUGGCGGCGCAUUUCAGGCGGCUGUUUCAUUUCCACUUUCUACCCAAUAACUUGACCAACAUCUGACCGAGGAAGAAUGGACAUUUUCUCAUUCAUGAUUUGCUUCAUUUAGGUUUGCGCUGUAAAUCCUUGGUAAUCUGAGACUUUACCCUGAUCGUUUGACCCAAAAUCUCGUUUUCGUUCAUGACAUUCCCGGUGAUCCUUAUUUCCAGAAUUGACCGAGCUAACAAACUCACCUACACGCUGGCGAGUCAUUAGAGAAGGAAGAAGACUUUUCAUGAGAAUCAGCCGGGACAAAAACCUCAUCAGGUGUCAUCGAGAAGCUCACUGCAUUUCUCCUGCAACUAAAAUGGACUGUUAAGGACACGUGUAACAUAAAAACUCAUUAUAUAAUUGUCUAACCCCAAAUAUCUGACAUGGUUAUGUGGUUCAGCAAAGCGGCAGAUGAACAUAAUCUUGUGGUAAAUUAAAGUGAACCCACUGCUAACUGUGAUUUAAAAGAGACAAAAGCACAAUAAUGCAAUGCAGAGUGUUUGGAAAAGAUGGUAUCGUCAUCCUCCAUGCGCUCGUGAAGCUCCAGUCCAGCUCUAGCUGAUUUUCCCAGUUUCUGGUUCAUUAAGCUAAUGAUAAAUUGAUAGAACAUCACUGAGAGGACUCCAGUGUGAAAGCUCUGAGACUUAUUAUCCAAGCCAACGAGGUCUGAUGGAAAUCUGCUGCUGCAUGCAGAUAUCAAAUAGCAUGGCAUUUAAAUACUCCGAGGCAGAUUUUUAUUCUAGGGCUUUGCUUUCAUUAAAAAAAAUGCUGGUCAAAUCUGAAAUGUUAAGAUGGCUUGUGAUCCAUGGAUGCUCGGAGAUCUGAACGUCCUGAAUGCCACUUCAGAGAAAAUCUGUUUGCGUCUGAAUGAGUGACGACAUUUACUUUCAUAUUCUGUUUUGUUUUUUGUUUUUUUUUGUUUUUUAGCCAUACACAUAGCAUCAGUAAAAGUCAGUCUGUGAGAGGACGUGACCUGUAUAAGAAACAGCAUACAGUAUAGAUGAAAAAACAAAACCUACAAAAACCUACAAAGUGGUGAAAGUGUAAAGAAAAACGUUGGGAACAUUUCUCCUACAAUACGAUCAGAUUUGUUAAAAAGCCAAAUCCUCCCUUUUUUUCCUACUGUAUCUAUAGUCCUGAUUGUUAAAAAAUAAAAUUCAAUAAAACCAGAGGGCCGGUUAUAUGAUUGUGUCUACAGAUGGAAGCAUGCAGAUGGACUGAAUACGGAGGCCGAGAAGUGAAAAACACAAUAACUAAUCCACAAACACAACAAAGAUUCAGACAGAGCGGAAAAGGUAGGUAUAGGUUGCAAAUGGAAUUCUUCCCUCUGAUUGCACGAGACAUCUGUCACUCAGGAUCUACAGGAAGUAGGAAAUUGUGUGUUUAACUUUAUCUCUUGUACAUGUGUGGAGUUCUGCCUUCACUUUAAACCAUUUUAAAAAAUCUUUUAAAGACAAUAACAAACAUAUAUAUUUAUCUUUAUAAGAAAAUAGAUUCAGCUCUACUGUGAGGAAGGACGUUCAUAUGGUGUGAUGUUGGAGAUACUGAUAGCGUAUCAUGGAGUAAAGAUUAGUUUGCGAUCUCUAAAAACACACCAGGUAUGUUUGGAAGAGCAAACUAUUCCAGAUUAAAGGAUGUAAGGAGCGCUAUAAGAGCAGAGCUGUGUUACACACACCAAUCCACUUUCUACUGCUGCAGCUACUGCUGGACUUCCUGGAGAUCCUGAGUGACCGAUGUCUCGUCCAAUCAGAGGGAAGAAUUCUGUUCGCAGACUAUACCUACCUUUUCCGCUUUGUCCGAAUCGUCCUUGUGUUUGUGGAUUUGUUAUUGUGUUUUGCGCUUCUCGGCCACCGUAACUGAAGGACGUCAGGACAAACCCCUGGGACCUCCUCCUGACAGCUAACUCAUUUACCCAUUUCAUAUUAAAACUCCUAAAUGUAAUAUCACAGUGUAAAAUGCUUCACUGUUUAUUCAUGGAAGAAAUAUUAUUUUGCUGUAUUAUUUAUUAUACCUAUACAUAUCGAUCAUAUGGUUGCUAUAUUUGUACAAAUGUUUGUACACAGCCAUGAUAUUGUAAACCAGACCGAUUUUAGGAUCAGGAAAACCAUUUUAUUCAUGCAGACGAGGCAUACAACUGCACCGUUAUGUGUCCUCUGUAUUUUAGUGAGCAUUGAUGGGGAUUGAUAUGGACUUGCAGGUUGUGUUUGAAUAUAAACUAUAUGUCCAAAAGUAUGUGGAUGCCCCUGUGUUCAACAUCGCAGUCCAAAUCCAUGUGUAUUAAUAUUGAGUUGUGUCCCUUCUUAUAGCCUCCACUCUUCUGGGAAGGCUUUCCGCCAGAUAUUAAAGCGUGACUGUAGGGAUUUGUGCUCAUUCAGUCACAAGGACUCUGUGCAGGUCAUUCGAGUUCUUUUGCACCAGUCUUGGCAAACCGUGUCUUUUUAGGCUUUGCUUUGUGCACAGGGGAAUUGUCAUGCUGGAACAUUUUCAGGGCGGUUAGUCCUAGUGAAAAGGGAAUCUUAAAGGAGAAAUUCACUUCCAGAACAAAAAUCUACAGAUAAUUUCCUCACCCCCUGGUCAUCCAAGAUGUUCAUGUCUUUCUAUCUUCAGUCGUAAAGAAAUGAUGUUUUUUGAGGAAAACAUUUCUCCAUAUAGUGGACUUCAAUGGUGCCCACGAGUUUGACCUUCCUGAAUGCAGUUUAAAUGCAGCUUCAGAGAGCUCUAAACCUCCAUCCCAGCCCAGGAACAAGGCUCUUAUCUAGCCACACCAUUGGUCAUCAAUAAUUGUAGACUUUUUAACCACAAAUGCUCGUCUAGCACUAGCUCUGGGAUGCGCGUCCGCGACGCUAUAUACUACGUAAUCACAUCAGAAGGUCACACGUGAUGUAGGCGGAGCUACAGACCCAGUGUUUACAAAGCGAACGUGCAAAGACCAAGGAAGUGCAAACACUCUUUACUCACAAUAAGGUACAUAUAACUUUGUGUCAUUCCACAAUGUAAAUUAUUUCUACAUUUUUGUUCUGGAAGUGAACUUCUCAGCAGCACACAGAGACAUUCUAAAAUUGUGAGAAGACCCACAUAUGGUCCACAUACUUUUGCUUCGGUCAGACCUCCACAUGCUUUUGCGCAUAUUGUGUAUUAUUUAGAAGUGUAGUUUGGUGUGUUGCUGUGGCGCAGUGAUGUUUAGAUUAGAUUAGAUUUCUCUUAAAGAAUGGCAGGCUGAUAUUUCUCCAGGUGUACCUACCUACCAGGCUCACUGAGACAACGUACAGGAAAUGUUUUGUUCCGUCCUCGCUGUCAUGUACAAACUGUGUUUCAGUGUUUAGUUGUACGUUCACAAACAAGCUAACUGUCCAAAAAAUUUAAAGCAUAAACAAGAAAAUGAGGAAAAGCUCAUUUGCUUUAUUAUUAUCUUUUUUCUUUUUGUUACUUUGCUAUUUGAUUUUUGGCCUUUAGUCAAUUUAAUAAAAAAUGCUGCUUCACCCCAGAUGUCUUUGGCAGGCAGUAAUCCUGCUGCCCUCCCGCUGUUGCACCACUCUGUCCACAUCAGGGCAGGUGCAUUUUUUUCUGACUAUUAAAAUAUCAACUCAUUGGGUAGAUAUUGACUUAAACAUCACCAAAUUAGUAAUAUGCAUAUUUUAUAACCACAAAUUAUACUUGCACAUAUUCAUGAACGCAUUAAGAUUAUGAACAUGUUUCUUAGUAAGGUAUGAUUUUUUUAGGUGAUGGUGGUGAGAAUAGUUUCAUGGAUAUUCUUCAUCUGAUGAACAAUAGCAACAUGUAGAACUGACAUUCACCAAUUUCAAUAAAUCUGAUGAUUUCAUUGUCCAGGUUAUUUUAUUAUAGCUUGAUUUGGGGAACAGUCAUGAAUGGAUAAGUAAAUAAUU
Messenger RNA from Hemibagrus wyckioides, 4882 nucleotides. It is a transcript of the gene tafa1a, whose product is annotated as TAFA chemokine like family member 1a. Bases 460 to 882 code for a protein of 140 amino acids. The record is from RefSeq and is a predicted model, not a curated record. The transcript is spliced from 6 exons. Lineage: Eukaryota; Metazoa; Chordata; Actinopteri; Siluriformes; Bagridae. Gene Ontology annotation, biological process: regulation of neuroblast proliferation; neuroblast differentiation. Gene Ontology annotation, molecular function: receptor ligand activity.